This is a messenger RNA of Humulus lupulus (European hop), 1602 nucleotides long. RefSeq lists its product as uncharacterized. The record is from RefSeq and is a predicted model, not a curated record. The transcript has 7 exons. The coding region runs from base 419 to 1393 and encodes 324 amino acids. Lineage: Eukaryota; Viridiplantae; Streptophyta; Magnoliopsida; Rosales; Cannabaceae.
AGUGGUUAAAUUGAAUAGUUUAAUAUUUUAAAUUUUAAUAUACGUGACCCAUUGUUUGCCUUUUCUUGAACAUAGCAAUAGAAAUAUUAGUUGAAUGAGGUUAUAAUUCAAUCGGGACAAGAAACAGCAGUUUUGAUUGUAUAAACGACGAACAUGUGCAUGUGAUUAUUGUGCUGUGUGCAACGAACGAGAGACAAGCAUCAACAAACACUGCGCAUUAGUAGUACUAGAUUUCAACAAGAAACCUGAUUCUAUGGCUCCUUCUGGGGUUAGAUAAGAGUUUGUUGUAUUUUAAUCUUUCUCAAAUAUUUAAUUUUUUUCUAUGGUCAAACUCAAAACCAAUAAUGAAGAAUCACAUCAUCUACAAACCAAGACUUAAGGCCUGGGUCGCAGCCAAAAAAGAAAAAGAGAAACACAAAUGGCAGGCACACAAUUUGCUCACCUUAAUUUCAGGCUAAUCGCCGACGUACGCGUCAGUUUCUGGCGACGAAGCUCCGCUGCACAUAAUUACCGGGGAUUCCUAGGUGACAGAAGUUUGGAAUACAAAAGGGUAGCUCUCAACUCCUCCAAGUUGACCGUUGGAUCAUCAGUGAGGGCGCCAAAACCAACGGUCAACGUGGAGGGAUUAGUGGAUUUUUUGUACGAGGAUCUGGGCCAUCUAUUCGAUGAUCAAGGGAUUGAUCGGAGCGCCUACGAUGAACGCAUAAGAUUCGAGGAACCAAUCACCAAGUUUGAAUCUCUUAAUGCGUAUCUGUUUAACAUAAGUCUCUUGAAGACCGUUUUCAGGCCUCAAUUACAGUUGCACUUCGUUAAACAGACGGGUCCUUUCGAAAUAACUACAAGGUGGACUGUGGUUAUGGAGUACAUGAUGUCACCGUGGAAGCCAGAAAUGGUCAUCACAGGAACCUCAACCAUGGGGAUAAACCCAGAGACUGGGAAGUUUUGUAGCCAUGUGGAUAAGUGGGACUCAAUAAGGGACAAUAAUUUUUUCUCUUUGGAAGGCCUUUGGCAUAUAAUGAAGCAGAUGUCGACUUUCAAAUCCAAGGACCUUGGAACACCCAAAUAUCAGAUUUUGAAAAGAAUGACAAAUUAUGAGGUGAGAAAGUAUGACCCACUUGUAGCAUUAAAAGGAACAGAUUUGCCGGACACUCAUCAAUUUACAAAAGGUUUGAAAGAAUCGAAUGGGGGCAUUGCCGCAGCUAUAAAGUUCAGUGGAAAACCUAGCAAGAAUAUUGUUCAAGAGAAGGUGAAAACUCUGUUCUCGAAUCUUGUCUCAGAUGGCCUCAGACCAAAGACCGGGUGUUUACUUUCUCCUCCAAACGAUUCAGGUCCUUGGAACUUUGCAAUGGAGAAUGAAGUGCUAAUAUGGCUGGAAGAUUUUUCAAUGGGCUAGCGUUGAUCAUUUUCCUUCCACAGCAUAAAAGGUCAGAAUUUGCAUAGCCGAAUUUCGGAAGAUAACUUUGAGUGAUGUUUCUUCGUAUAUACAUCUUGUUAUCAUUAAAACUUGGUAGUAUAUAAAUGGGACCUGUAAUGGUGGUGCCGUGGUGGUGAUAGGUUAUAGUACAAUGAAUGAUUGAAUCAAUAAUAAUCUUUGUUUUUUUA